Chelonus insularis is the source of this 1897-nucleotide messenger RNA. RefSeq names its product juvenile hormone esterase-like. The transcript is spliced from 7 exons. Gene Ontology annotation, molecular function: serine hydrolase activity. Lineage: Eukaryota; Metazoa; Arthropoda; Insecta; Hymenoptera; Braconidae. The record is from RefSeq and is a predicted model, not a curated record. The coding region runs from base 121 to 1749 and encodes 542 amino acids.
AGACCAUAAAUUCAGUCUCUAUCUGAUGUCCUUGUUUAUAUAUCAUAGUAAUAUAAAGUAGAAAAAAUUAUUAGAGUACAUAAAUUUUUAUAUAGCUGUAUCAUCAUAGUAUUAUGUUGGAUGUAUUAUACAUCAAGCAAUGGCUUUUACUUCUUUCAAAGUACAUCAAUAAAAAUUCAUGUUUCUAAAAUGUUACAAUCAUUGUUUUUAUUAAUUUUACCUUUAAUCAGUACUUUCUUCUGCAUCUUAUCGAAAGCUGAAUUCACAGAAAUAGUAGAAACAGAUAAGGGCAAAGUUCGUGGUGAAAUAUUGACUACGGUUCAAUCGUAUCAGAAAUAUUCAGCAUUUAAAGGAAUUCCAUAUGCAACACCGCCAAUCGGAUACGGAAGAAGAUUUCGACGUCCUGUUGAAGCUCAACCUUGGGAAGGUGUUCUAGAUGCUUUAAAUGAUCCAAUACCUUGUGCCCAAAUAGAUGCUCAAACUUUACGUUAUAUGGGUGAUGAAGAUUGUCUUUAUUUAAAUGUCUAUACUCCCGAGUUGAAUUUCAAAAAACCUAAAUCAAGAGCUGUCAUGGUGUGGAUCCAUGAAGGAGCUUUUAUGUUUGGAUACGUCAGAACUUCACGUUAUGGUCCAGAUUUUUUAAUAGAGAAAGAUGUUGUACUAGUUGCUAUGAAUUAUCGUUUGAGUAUAUUUGGUUUUUUUACAUUUCGACCUACAUAUUUUGACAGCAACAAUGGGUUGAGAGAUCAAGCGCUAGCAUUAAAAUGGGUGCAAAAAAAUAUUCAUAAAUUUGGUGGUGAUCCAACCAAGGUAACUAUUUUUGGUGAAAGUGCUGGUGGAUCUUCUGUUGAGUACCAUAGAUUAUCUCCUAUAUCUCAAGGAUUAUUUAGAGCAUCAAUAUCAAUGAGUGGGUCAGCUAUGCAUGAAUGGGCUGCCAUUGGCGAGAAAUUGUCAAGACAAUAUGGAGAGAUUAUGGUUACUAGAAUGUUACAAAUUCCAUUGCUCAGUGAUCAAUAUGUGUAUAAUCGAAUGGUGAAUGAAGAUACCUGGAGAUUAAUUAGAUUUACAAUAUAUAUAAUACUUGGUGCGCGUGAUUUAAUAGUAAAACCAGCAGUCGAAAGCAAAGCUGUAGAUGAUCCUUUUAUCCCCAAUGAUUCUACAUAUAUUUAUCGAUCUAGAAAUUGUAGUCCAAUUCCACAUAUAUUAGGAUUUACAAACGCAGAAGCAAUAGCAGUUCUCAAUUUUCUAGGGCCAAUUCCAUAUAUUUUUGGAGAAGAUUUUACGGAUAGUAAAAUGGCUCUUUAUUCGGAUGCAAUUUUUAUUUGUGACGUCGAUAAAUCUCAACGUUAUUUGAACCACUAUUGUAAUACUACAGUUUGGUAUUAUCGUAAUUCUUUUGAUUAUGACAGAAGCUUGCAUAAACUUGAUGGAAUGAAUCGAAGACCAGGAUGUGGGCAUGCUGAUGAUAUUGCUCAUAUUUUUUGGAUGGAUGGUAUGCAACAAUCAUUGGAUCCUAAUAGUGAUAUUGCAAAGCAUAGGAAAAAUAUGGUCACCAUGUGGACUAAUUUUGCUAAAUAUUUAAGACCCACUAUACCAGAAAAUAAAGCACUUGAUGUUGGAGUAGAUUGGCCACCAACAGAUGAGAAUGGUACUCAUCUUGAAAUAGACAAAGUUUUAAGAGUCAGUCAUACACGACCAAUUAGUAAAGCAGUUGAAUCGAUGAUUGGACGAGAAGAGCAUUUUGAUUAAUUAUUUUGAUAAAUCUUAUUGAUACGAUAAUUUUAAUUAACAAUAAAUUAUUAAAGCCUGUAUGUAUAAUUAUAAAAUGAAUUAUAUUCCAUUUUUCAGACUUUGAAGUCAUAAACAAUUUUUAUAUCAUCGUUACCUAGUUUCUUUU